Letharia columbiana is the source of this 591-nucleotide messenger RNA. RefSeq lists its product as uncharacterized. Lineage: Eukaryota; Fungi; Ascomycota; Lecanoromycetes; Lecanorales; Parmeliaceae. The record is from RefSeq and is a predicted model, not a curated record. Bases 1 to 591 code for a protein of 196 amino acids. The transcript has 2 exons.
AUGAGGUUGUGCUUGCACACCUCUACAGCAACAGAGCUGACGGUCAAUGAAAUUGCUCUCUCCCAAGCGCCGAUUAUUUCCAACCACUCAAACUUCAAGCAAGUGAAAUGUAUUUACGCAUGCGUUGAGUCAACAAAGUCCUGGUUUGAGGUCUUCUUCACAAUUCUACCCAUCGACUACAUUGUAUUUCCCUUUUCCAUAUUCUCACAACUCGUACAUUCUCUAGUCACCCUGCACAGGCUCUCGACUCUUAACGAUCCUGCUUGGGACAAGAAGGGUGCCCAAGAGACUGCAGAUCUGCUCCUCAUCUUGGGUCAGGUAAUCAACAAUAUGGAUCAAGUGGCAACCUUUCCUAGGUUAGACAAUAAUGGCAGCACCGAAGGAGACAUCUUCUCCCCAACUGCCAAGAAGUUUCGAUCUAUCCGACAUGAUCAGGAGGAAAAGCUCGGGCCGGACAGCUACAUGGUCUCCACCAUUUCAACGCUGCAGGAUGCAGAUGUGGCUCCUCUUCCUGAAGGUUUUCCGGUCGGUUUCCCCAACAAUGACUGGAUGAUGGAUUUUCUUCUUGCCCCGAAUUACUUUUCUUUGUAG